CUCUGAUUGGUCAGCACAUUGAGACACAAACAAAAUGGCAGCGCUCAUGAGAAGUGGCCGUGUGCUAAUUAGAAAUAUCAUUAGAUGUAAUUCUGCAUGUUCUGCAAAAUGGUAUUCUAUCGAAGAUGGUAACACAAUUGCAAGUAUAGGUUCAAAUGAUACGGCAAAUCAAAGUAUCGAUCGAUUAGCUGCUACAGAAGGCGAUGGAUUAACUGCAGCAGAAGUCGGUCAAACUGUGAAUGCUAGUGGUGACCCUGGAAAGACAUUUGCAUCUUUGCUAAGAAAGUCCAAAUUUGUGCAGAUUGGCGAUAUGAGAAAGACUGUCGUUGUUGGAGAAAUAUUUGAAGUGGUUGACGAUGAUUUAUAUAUUGACUUUGGAAGCAAGUUUUAUUGUGUUUGUAAAAAGCCAAGAAGAAUGCAACUCGAUGAUAGGAGGUUUCAAAGAGGUUCGAAAGUGAAGAUCCUGCUUCAGGAUUACGAGAUGACUGCUUCAUUUAUGGCUACAAACAAAGAUGUGACUUUAAUGGAGUCGGACGCUACACUGCUAGGAUCCUUAUCUUCUGACGUUCUUGAUGAUGAGAAAAUUGACACAUUUAGAAAAAGAACGAUGUCCAAAGAAAGGACCAACUGGGAGGAAAAAGAACCAUCUUUUGACAUAAGGACUUUCAUAUCAGAUAUCAAAGGAAUAUAACCUGGAGCUCCCUGAUGCAGAACUUCUCAUUGAGGAUAUAAUCUGUGUAGUUUACAAAUUGACGUCAUUUCAGAGUAUUUCUCAGUCUUGUUUGACUUUCUUCAUUUGAAAAUAAAGUUACAUAUGAUUAUCAAAGAAAUCAUCUGGACCUGGAUUUCUCCAUAAAUAUAAUUUUAUAUAUCAAAAUUUGUGGUAGAUGCUGGCUCUUAUUUGACAGAAUAAUUUUAAUUAAUACGUUCCUAAGUGUAGAUUUUUACAAAGUAACCUGGUUUUAAUUACUGGGUAAAUGUACAACCCUUAAAAAAUUGUUAAAGCACUCUGGAUGGUGUCCUCCAUUUUGCUUGUCUAAGAGAUACAAAUUGUAAAUUUUGUAGGAUGAAUAUACAUUUGUUUGUAUUAAAAGAUAACAUGGUGAAAUUUAAA
Molecule: messenger RNA, 1114 nt
Organism: Pecten maximus
Lineage: Eukaryota; Metazoa; Mollusca; Bivalvia; Pectinida; Pectinidae
Exons: 2
Coding region: 35-691 (218 amino acids)
Cellular component (GO): mitochondrial small ribosomal subunit
Source: RefSeq, a predicted model, not a curated record